AUGGAGUUGAGAACUACAGGAAGUGUGUUUGUGUUCUUCCUCUGCUCUUUGGCAGUGGUGCUGGGUCAGUACUGGAGAGUGACUUACCCCCUCCAGAGUGUCUGUGUCUUGAGAGGCUCAUCAGUGGACCUGUCCUGCUCCUAUACUUACCCCAGAGGUCACAAAGUCACUACAACAUUCUGGUUUACCAGACGGAGGGAUGGUGAAGUUUCACAGGACCUGAGUCUGGACCCAGAGUAUGCAGGUCUUCAGGUGAAGGUGACUCCUUCUACCUGGGGAGAGAAGACCCUGACCUGUAGCUCCACCUGUCCUCUGACUGGUAACCCCUCCUACAUCUGGUACAAGAACGGACAACAUGUAAAACAGGCUUCAUCCCAACAGCUCUCUGUCUCCAGUAACUUUCAGGACAAAUACUCCUGUGCUGUAGAAGGCCAUGAGGAUCUCCGCUCUCCUGCAGUGUGUGUUUAUGGUCAGUACUGCAGCAUAGUGACUUACUCCACCAGGAGACUGUGUGUCUUGAAGGGCUCAUCAGUGGACAUCUCCUGCACCUAUUACAGUUAUUACACCGUCACCUCCAGCUUCUGGUUCAGUCCUGGAAGGAGAGAUGGAUGGAGGGACAGAUCUGGACCUGAGGACCUAGCUGGAGACCCAGAGUAUGCAGGUCGUGUGCAGUCCUCUGGAACAGAGAGGAAGUCCUCCACCCUGACGAUCACACACCUGAGAGAGAGAGACUCAGGAGAGUAUCGCUUCACAUUCAAGACACGAGAUCCACUAUAUGACUGGGGGGACAGUUUCUCUGGAACCACUCUGACUGUCACAGGUCUUCAGGUGAAGGUGACUCCUUCUACCUGGGGAGAGAAGACCCUGACCUGUAGCUCCACCUGUCCUCUGACUGGUAACCCCUCCUACAUCUGGUACAAGAACGGACAGCAUGUACAACAGGCUUCAUCCCAACAGCUCUCUGUCUCCAGUAACUCUCAGGACAGAUACUCCUGUGCUGUAGAAGGCCAUGAGGAUCUCCGCUCUCCUGCAGUGUGUGUUUAUGGUCAGUACUGCAGCAUAGUGACUUACUCCACCAGGAGACUGUGUGUCUUGGAGGGCUCAUCAGUGGACAUCUCCUGCACCUAUAACAGUUAUGACACCGUCACCUCCAGCUUCUGGUUCAGUCCUGGAAGGAGAGAUGGAGAGAGGGACAGAUCUGCACCUGAGAAUCUAGCUGGAGACCCAGAGUACGCAGGUCGUGUGCAGUACUCUGGAACAGAGAGGAAGUCAUCCACCAUGACCAUCACACACCUGAGAGAGAGAGACUCAGGAGAGUAUCGCUUCACAUUCAAGACACGAGAUCCACUAUAUGACUGGGGGGACAGUUUCUCUGGAACCACUCUGACUGUCACAGGUCAUUUCUAUAUUACUGUUUAAGACUCUAAAUUACACUCUGACCUUGUGACCUGAGAACAGGGCUUGUAUCACUGUUGGAUGACUGCUGUUGUUUCUGACCCCAG
Molecule: messenger RNA, 1502 nt
Organism: Osmerus eperlanus (European smelt)
Lineage: Eukaryota; Metazoa; Chordata; Actinopteri; Osmeriformes; Osmeridae
Exons: 6
Coding region: 1-1419 (472 amino acids)
Source: RefSeq, a predicted model, not a curated record